This is a messenger RNA of Drosophila pseudoobscura, 536 nucleotides long. RefSeq lists its product as uncharacterized. The transcript is spliced from 2 exons. Lineage: Eukaryota; Metazoa; Arthropoda; Insecta; Diptera; Drosophilidae. Bases 106 to 462 code for a protein of 118 amino acids. The record is from RefSeq and is a predicted model, not a curated record.
GCCUGAUCGGCGGCCAUCGUAAACUCCCCGGCGGUUCCUGUACUUUCGGGAGGUCUCUUAGCUGGACUGUGGUAGUCCCUGGCUGUCCUGCUGCGAGCAUUAGCCAUGAUGCCGCUGCUGUGUCGCUGGGUCGACAAUGGCGUCCCGUCUUCUGCAGCAGACCUCGGAAAAUCUGUCAGCAACCUCCCCAUUCAUACGUUGUUGAAUCAAACGCUGCUUCAGCUUAGAGACAUAGUCAUAUCCGAUUUCCCCCCGCCAAACGAAGUCCUAUCCAAGAAUUACCGAGGCGUAUUCGAGACAGACCGAGUCCCAUCGCAGGCAGACAGACACGUAUCCCAGCAGGACAGAAGCUCACCACUUGCAAGAUCGGAACCUAACAAGCCAUCGUCAUCCCCCCACCUGGCCAUCGACAACAAGGACUUUGACUAUGGCAACCAAUGGAGGGGCUACGCGGGCUAUUAGACUCUAGAUAAAUGUUUUCCACUUUAUUAUACUAAGCUAAGUUCUGAUGAAUAUAUGUAACUAUUGAAAAAUGA